Drosophila serrata is the source of this 4665-nucleotide messenger RNA. RefSeq lists its product as uncharacterized. NCBI's taxonomy places the organism in Eukaryota, Metazoa, Arthropoda, Insecta, Diptera, Drosophilidae. Gene Ontology annotation, cellular component: membrane; cytoplasm. The record is from RefSeq and is a predicted model, not a curated record. Gene Ontology annotation, biological process: protein folding in endoplasmic reticulum.
UUAUUCGAUACCCGUCUAUCGCAAAGUCUCCCAUCUCUAGUUUUUUGUUGUUUUAGAAAAUUAUGAAGUGCAAUCCGGAUUCGUGCUAACCGUAAUGAAAUGCCCUCUGGCUUUCCGAAGAAUCCAAUGACAGCCGCGAAGGUAGAUCAAUACAUUCUGCAAGCAUUGCGGACGUGCCUCGGCGGUGUGCGAAAAAUAGUAAUUAGGGAUUAAGGCCGCGAUUAAGUCUAGCGAAACAAACUGAAAAUAUGCACAUACGACUGCAUUUAGUGCGCUUUAUGUACAUAAAUCUUCUGCUCAGCUGCUGUUUCUGGCUCUAUGACAAUGUGGCGGCAGCAGAUGCGCAGGGAAGAGUCCAGGGAGACGCAGCUGGCGGCAGUGAUAGUCCUGUUGUUGUAAAUGGCGGCGGCUCGCACGGAAGUCCGGAUGCAGCUGAAAAUACACACACAAAUCCCCGAAGGACGGAGGCGCCACCAAAACCAGAACCCCCGCCCGCGCCCCCCGAGGAAAAAGUGCCGAAAAGUGCAACGGAAGACAGUGGAGAACCCAUUGCCUCCAUUGCGGAGUCCGAAACUGGCAGCCCGCCAAGAACAGGGGACACGUCAGUGCCUGUAAAUACACCGCUGCCCGUGGAGAAACCAUCGCCUCCACAUCGUGUAAAUAGCCAUAGUGAAUAUGUUAGUGAAUUCGAUUUAGCGGCUAAUGAAAUGCUGCCGCCGCUUGACGAGGCAACAAACGCCGCCUCCCCAUCCCAUAGCUCCACCGCCCAAGUGCCAAAUAAUCAAUUAAAUCUUAAUAAUAAUAAAGGGAAUAAUGCCGGAGAAGUGCAUAGUGUUAGUGAAUUAGAGGAACCAAAGCAGCAGCAGCAGCGGGCGCUGGAGGAGCAGACCCAACCAUCGGAGCCACCACAGGGUCAACAGCAGGCAGAGGAAAGCUUUCCGGAGAUCAUCACAGAGCUGCCAACUGUCACAGUGACAGAGCUACCUCUGGAUCGGAUCAAGAACCGCCUGGAUUCGGUUAUUCUGGAUGAUGUCCAGGCUCCUGCAAGCAACAAAAGCGACGAAGAGCAGCCGCCUCCACAGGAUCAGCCUUUGAAAUUGCACGAGGCUGAUAAGGAAGUGCCUCAGCAGGAUGAGCAAAUGCCGAAGAUAAACGACCCUGGAGGAGGCCCCGAAACGGAUGGAUUAGCCACACCAGAAGCUUCCACGUCCUCUACCGAUGGCAAUAACACCAGCGAAGAGCAAGCCGCCGGAGUCCCCUCUAAUGGGACAGAGGCCAAUGCAAAUCUGACAAAGGCCAACGAGGAGGUGCCCAUGCCCGUGUUCUCCGAGUGGACGCAGAAGCAAAUGGAGGCUGAGGCUAGCCGGGAGCAGGCUAUUGAGCUGGAGCAACAGGUGGUGAAUAAUUCGGCACAGCGCAAGAACAAAACGGGCUCACCGAGCCGGAAGCCACCAACGCUCAAGCUGCGCUAAAACUACGCCUCACCGGAUUGCGGGGCCAAGAUCAUUGCCCACAAUUCGGAAUCCAAGCACACGGACUACGUGCUCACCCAGUCCACCGAUGAGUACAUGCUGAGCCCUUGCGACAACCGGAUUUGGUUCGUGGUGGAGCUAUGCGAGGCCAUUCAGGCCCAGAAGGUGGACGUGGCCAACUUUGAGCUCUUCAGCUCAUCGCCCAAAAACUUUACGGUGGCCGUAUCGAAGCGCUUUCCCACCAGGGAAUGGAGUAAUGUCGGUCGCUUUGCCGGCGAGGAUAAGCGUACACUUCAGACUUUCGACCUGCAUCCGCAUCUCUUCGGGAAAUUCGUGCGAGUGGACAUCACCUCGCACUACGCCGCGGAGCAUUACUGCCCUCUUACGCUCUUUAGAGUAUUCGGUACCUCCGAGUACGAGGCAUUCGAGACGGAAAUUCGGCCGGGCGAUGAUCUGGAUGACUUCUACGAUGACUUUGGAGCUCAAGAGGGUCAAAAGGCAAGCGUCGUGGGCACCGGCGGCAUCUUCCAGAGCGCCUCUGAUGCGGUGAUGCAGAUAGUCAAGAAGGCCGCAGAGGUGCUGGUUAAGCCGACAAAGGCUGUGAAAUGGCCACAGGAAUCACUGCUCUGUCGCACCCCCGCCUUUGGAGCAUACAGCUGCAGCAACUGCAAUAGCACCCUAGUGGAGAAGAUCAACAGCCUGAUAUCCUGCCAGUUCCAGCAGCUGCAGGUGCUUCUAAGUCUCAGUCGCUUGAAGACCGAUCUACUGCAGAGUCGCGUGUGCCAUGAAGAUUUCGGCAUUAGCCUAAUGUUGGAUACGCAUUCAUCGAGCAAAAUGGGCAAGCAACAAAGCUAUUUCCUUAGCAUGCUGCCCGCUGAGCACCUUGGAGCCAUGUGCAAGAUCAUUCAAAUGGAACAGAAUGUUUCCGAUCAUCACCAGCAGACAGAGACGCCGGCUAUAAAGGAUCAAGUCAGUCCGCCCGAGCAGCUGCAGGAUAAUGCCACAUCAUCUGGCGUUCGUCAGGAUUGUGAGGGAAACGAAGGAGGCAGCCUGGAAAAUAAGACCCCGCCAAAGGAACCAACGCCAACGCCAAGUCCGGAGUUUGUGGUGCCUGAGACUAGCCAAGAGAUGCCUUCGAUGGAGAUUCAGACAACUGCAUCCAGCGAAACUGUUUCUACUACUACCAAUUCCACGCCAGCCGAUGUCAAUAUAUUCAAUGUGCCAGCCGAUGCCGAAGAAGUGGAGGUCAAGGAGCAACUACCAGUUCCCCCAGAGCCAGCUAUUCCGACCACUCUGGAGCCCAGUGAUGUGGAGACCUCAACCAGUGCACCGCCAAUUAGUGCAGGAGCUCAAACCUCCAGCGAAGCGCCAGUCAAUGGUGAUAUUGUCAUCGAGGAUGGAAAUCCUACCAAUUGGGAGAGCAUUGACAAUCUAUUGACCACCACCACGGUGGCAUCGAUAACCGCUGGCGGUGGAGCCGCCGCCGCAGCGGCUGCAGUUGUUAGUGGAAACGGCAAUCUGGGUGUGGCGGGAGCUGGAGCUGGAGGCGCAUCAGCUGGAUCUGGAGUAAAUCUGCAGCAGAAACUGACAAAUGGCGCACAGUCUGAGAGUGUGUUCAUCAGGCUCUCGAAUCGCAUCAAGGCGCUCGAACGGAACAUGUCGCUGUCGGGACAGUACCUGGAGGAACUCUCGCGUCGCUACAAGAAGCAAGUGGAGGAGCUGCAGCAAACGCUGACGCAACAGACGCUUACGGUGCGCCAGCUGGAGGACCAGAGUCGACGCUACGUGGAACAGGAGCAUCUCUUCCAGCGGCAAAAGGCCGAGCUGGCCGGCGAGGUGCGGGCACUGAGCUACCAAGUGCAGGCCUGCAUCCUCGUCAUCAUCAUCGUGGGCACCUGCAUUUUUCUUAUGCUCGUCCUGGGCACCGUCUAUUAUCGCAAACUCCGCCGUCAGCAGCAGCACCUUAAAAAGGAGCAAGGCGACCCACCUGUGGCUCCCAUUAAGCCUAAGCUGGAUCGCCGCAAGUCCUAUGAGCAAAUGCUGACUCUCUCCACGCCCAAGCAGCGGCGUCCCAGCGAGGAGGCCAUGCUAAUUCUAAAGGAAUGCGGCGACAUCAACGUCCAGGAGCAGGACGGCAGCAGGGAUUCUUCGAACAGGCAACGCAAAAUUUCCGUGUGCUAUGGCAGUAACAACAACAUAACCGCCAAUAUGCUCAGUGCUGGUGUCCGGAGCUCCCUGCACAGGCGCAAAGGGGCCAAGCACUCCUGGCACAACAGUCUAGACACCAGUGAAACACCAUGCAGCGAGCAGGUAGACAAGUUCUUUGACGUGGACACCCUUAAGAGCCAAAAGCAGAGCUCCGGGAAAACGGCGAAGAAGAAAUCACAGCAACAACAGCUGGCUCUCAAGCGACAGGAAUCCGCGCCGGCGGCCUUCACGCAGACUCAGUUGGCCGAGGAACCUACCAUGCAGAGCGACUUCGACGAGAGUCUAAUAUUAGACGACGACGACCUGGCAAACUUUUUGCCAAACAGCGAUUUAGCGUACAAUGAGUUCAUGCCCGAGGGUCCAUCGGGAUACCAGAUACUGGACACGGUGGAUGCAGGCGGCAAGCCAGGAAGCAAGGAGCAGCAGGGCACCAAAUCACGGCGACUGUCGUCACCAGCGUUUUUUAAGUCGCCAUUUAGCAAGAGCAAGAACAAGGGCUAUGCCUUUAAUAAUGGCAUCAAGAACAGCCACUCGGUGCACGAGUCCACCUCCUGGGAGUGGUACCGCUUAAGGAGGAGCGAGAAGCAGCAGCAGGCUAAGCUGGCCAGCAAGAGCCUGCCCAGCGCCAGUUUAGACAGCUCCUCGCUGUCAGAGGUCAAUUUUCCACUCAAUACCAAUGCAACCACCACGCAAAACUCUUUCCGGAUACUCGGCGAGGCGAUUCUUUCCUCUGGCGAAGGCAGGGUCACGCCAAAUGGCAAUGGAGUUGGGCUAGCCAGCAGCAGUAGCGGGAGCGGCAGCGGUGGCAGCACCACCUCAUCAACCACCAAGAAGAAGCAGCGCGCCUUUAACAACCUAUUUCGCAAAGCCUUUGAUUUUUAGCUCAGAUCCAGUGAUUUUUAUUUGAUAAAUUUGUAUUUUUGCCAGUACGAUGUGUGGUGAACCUCUUGGUGUUGCAAAAUUAAUUAUAAAUGUUUUGUACAAA